AUGGAUAACUUCAAGAAUCUCAACCUGGGGUCGACCUUCAGUGGGUUUGGGAGCACUGUCGGCAACUUUGGGUCGCAGUUCACCCCCUUCGCCUCCCGCACCUUCCAGUCGACCAAGGAGAUGCUUGGUCAGACAGACGACAAGACCCAGCUCCCACCCGACUACAUCGACCUGGAGAAGCGUGUCGACGCCCUGAAGCAGGUCCACCAGAAGAUGCUGGCUGUGACUAACCAGUACUCAAAGGAAGCCUACGACUACCCAGCCAAUAUAAGCGAGACAUUCAACGACCUCGGUCGCACCGUCAGCGAGAAGGUCACUCUCCUUUCCUCCGCCUCGUCGCCCGCCGAGGCCCAGGCCGCGCUUACUGCCCCUCCUUCCGCGAAGCCCCAGCCCAAGACGUUCGCCCAUGCCAUCGCCCGCGCCUCUCUGGCUAGCAGCCAGCUCCUGCAUCAGCAACAUACCGGAACCGGCGAUGACCCGCUUGCAGCCGCCCUUGAGAAGUUUGCCCUGGCCGAGGAGCGAGUCGGCGAGGCCAGACUCGCCCAGGAUGCGCAGAUCCAAAGCCGCUUCCUCGCGGGAUGGAACACCACGCUGAACACCAACAUCAUGUUCGCGACGCGCGCGCGCAAGGGAGUCGAGAAGUCGCGCCUGACGCUGGAUGCUGCCAAGGGGAAGGCCAAGGGAAACACAUGGAAAAUUCCCGUGCCGGCUGUCGCCGCUGCCCAGAGCCCUAGAGCUGAGACGCACGAGGAGGCCGAGAUCAGCCCUGAGGCGCAGGAGGAGAUUGAGAAGGCCGAGGAUGAAUUUGUCACACAAACCGAGGAAGCUGUUGGUGUGAUGAAGAAUGUCCUUGAUACACCUGAGCCACUCCGCAACCUUGCCGAGCUCAUCUCCGCCCAGAUGGAGUACCACAAGAAGGCCUACGAGAUCCUCAGCGAGCUUGCGCCUACUAUCGAGGGUCUGCAGGUCGAGCAGGAGGCAAGUCGCGCCUCGGGUUACUCGCUGCCCUGA
Molecule: messenger RNA, 1011 nt
Organism: Diaporthe amygdali
Lineage: Eukaryota; Fungi; Ascomycota; Sordariomycetes; Diaporthales; Diaporthaceae
Product: bin amphiphysin rvs domain for vesicular trafficking
Exons: 5
Coding region: 1-1011 (336 amino acids)
Source: RefSeq, a predicted model, not a curated record